Messenger RNA from Jatropha curcas, 1647 nucleotides. Its product is annotated as ARM repeat superfamily protein. The record is from RefSeq and is a predicted model, not a curated record. NCBI's taxonomy places the organism in Eukaryota, Viridiplantae, Streptophyta, Magnoliopsida, Malpighiales, Euphorbiaceae. Gene Ontology annotation, molecular function: protein binding.
CACCCCACACACGACUCCUCCCUAGCUCCCAUCUUUAACUUACUAUUUUUAACCGUUGCUUAACGCCUCUCCCAUCACUACCACCGCAACCAUACGUUUCUUCUCUCUCUCUCUUCUUUCUCUUGCAUAAAUUCUCGCAGAUUUUUUCUCUCUCUUGCCCGGACACAUACACGAUAGUACUUUCCUCCUCCUCCUCCUUCAUCUUCUCUUCUUCUUUUUCUUCUUUUUCUUCUUUUUAUUUUUUUUCUUUUGAAUGGAUUCUUGCACAGAGAACCAGGGCUUUUCUUCCCCCGAUACCGGUACGCCUCGAGCUGCCAUCUCUUCCGUACAACGAGCUCUGUGGCUCAUCCAAUCUGACGACCUUGAUUCCAAGAUUGAAGCUGCUAAAGAAAUCCGCCGCCUCACUAAGACCUCUCAGCGGUGUCGCCGCCAAUUAGCUCAAGCUGUUAAUCCGCUUGUUUCUAUGCUUCGAAUUGUCGACUCAACUGAGUGCCAUGAGUCCGCUCUCCUCGCCCUUCUCAAUCUUGCUGUUCAAGACGAGAAGAAUAAAAAGAGCAUUGUUGAAGCUGGAGCCUUGGAACCGAUAAUUGGCUUUCUGCAAUCAGAUAAUUUAAACUUGCAGGAAUAUGCAACAGCAUCUUUGCUUACUCUAUCAGCAUCUGCUGUUAACAAGCCGAUUAUAAGUGCUUCUGGUGCCAUUCCUCUAUUAGUGGAAAUCCUUAGAUAUGGAAGUUUACAAGCUCAGUUUGACGCAGUAAUGGCUCUUUCUAAUCUUUCAACACAUCCGGAUAAUCUCAACAUUAUUAAAGAAACUAAUCCGAUGCCUUCUCUAGUUAGUUUGUUGAAGACAUGUAAAAAAUCUUCAAAAAUAGCUGAAAAAUGUUGUGCUCUAAUAGAAUCCUUAGUGGAUUUCGAUGAAGGUAGAACUGCAUUGACAUUGGAGGAAGGUGGAGUUCUUGCCGUUGUUGAAGUACUUGAAAACGGGUCAGUGCAAAGUCGAGAACAUGCUGUUGGGGCUUUAUUGACAAUGUGUCAAAGUGAUAGGUGUAAAUAUAGAGAACCAAUUCUUCAAGAAGGUGUUAUUCCCGGUCUUCUUGAGCUUACAGUACAAGGAACGCCAAAAUCUCAGAUAAAAGCGCACACGCUAUUGCAGUUACUGAGGGAGACUCCAUAUCCAAGGUCAGAACUUCAACCAGAUACACUACAAAAUAUUGUGUGCAACAUUAUUUCGCAGAUAGAUGGUGAUGAACAAUCUAGUAAAGCAAAAAAGAUGUUAGCUGAGAUGGUUCAAGUUAGCAUGGAACAGAGUUUGAGACAUUUACAACAAAGAGCUAUGGUUUGCACACCAAGUGAUCUGCCUAUUGGCACUUGUACUUCUGAAGUUUCCCUAAAAUGAUUAUUUGGGUAUCAAAUUUUCUCCCUUUUAUCUUUUUUGUCAUUUGGGUUUUGUGAGAUAAGGCUUUCCUUUAUAAAACAGAAAAAGAAAAAAAAAAGUAUAGUGAAGAAAAAUGCCAGUCCAGGCCCUAGUGUUGGUAUCAGGUGACUGGUGAGCAACAAUAAUCUUGAAGUUGUGUCAGAAGCUGAAAUCAUAGUCUGUAGUUGUAAAAAACCCAAAAAAAAAAAAAAAAAAAAAAAAAGAAAUCAUUA